Messenger RNA from Oncorhynchus kisutch (coho salmon), 4124 nucleotides. Its product is annotated as arf-GAP domain and FG repeat-containing protein 2-like. NCBI's taxonomy places the organism in Eukaryota, Metazoa, Chordata, Actinopteri, Salmoniformes, Salmonidae. Gene Ontology annotation, cellular component: cytoplasm; membrane; cytoplasmic vesicle. The transcript has 13 exons. The record is from RefSeq and is a predicted model, not a curated record. Gene Ontology annotation, molecular function: GTPase activator activity. Gene Ontology annotation, biological process: spermatid nucleus differentiation; acrosome assembly; intermediate filament organization. Bases 1742 to 3166 code for a protein of 474 amino acids.
AAAAUAUUUAUUCCCAAUGGUUCAGUCUUUUAUGUGUAUUCCCAAUAACCAGUCAAUUUGUGAUUUAUUCGUAUAGUGAGAGUGAAUGUAGUUUGGUCAAUAGGUUUUUAUGUGAGAUAAUUAUGCUUGGUAAGGGCCAUAUACUCCCUUAAUCCCAUACCAAUGUUUAGAAAGAGGUACAAUUUGGGUGGUUAGGGUGUGUAUUCUUGUUUGGCAACCUCUUGCAAUUAAUGAAGAUACUUGUACUUUGUCUUUCUGAGGCAAGAAGCCAUCCAAUUAACAUAAACACAGAUACAUGCGCAUACACACACCCACACACACACAUAUUGUAUCUCCAAGAGGGCUAUUUCAAAACAGAACAUUAAAAAGUCCACAUAUCCUUGAGCAACAUGAGAUUAGCUCUACCUCAACACAACAUACAGUUCUAUGUAACCAGAGAGGUCUGCAUGCCACAGUAGCUAGUCUGUGGUUGAGUGGCCUACACAGACCUAUCAUUACAGUGGCUGAUGAUCUAGGUCCAUCAUUUAUGUCUCUCUGAAUGGCGCAACACACAUGUACAUGAAUACAGACACACACAUAGCCUACACACACACACACACACACACACAUUAGGGCACAAUGUUCACAUUAAUAGAAUAGAGAUGUAUAUCGUUGAAAGGUCUUACUCUGCUGAAAAGCUGCUAGAUAGUAUGCAUGCAGGCCUACAAUGUUUACAUCCUACACCGCCAUCAGAAAAGCUUGUAGGAUCAAAUGACAGGUGUGUAACAAUUGCUGCAGGGACUCACCCAGGCCCAUACCACCUGACCUGCCUGCACAUGGCUCUCGUUUGUAACCAAAAGACAUCAUUACAUUACAUGCACUGGCUGAUCUGCUCUGAGUGUAAAAUCUGAAACCAAUCUCAAGUGUGAAGGAGGGAUUUACUUUGCGUAGGCUAUCUAUCUUGAAUCUGUUUAAUUACUACAUGUGCGUAAUGACGCGUGCGUAAACCCUUUGGGACCUGUAUAGUAACCUAUCAUAUAUUUACUGUUCUAAAUGGAUAGGGUUUUAUCAGAAAUCGAUGUGAAGAGUUAACAAAUUCAUGGCAGCUAAAACAUUUUUUUCAUUUCAGACGUCAUAGUGCAAUGGGCGUGAUAUAGUCUCCCCAUGACAGGCAUUAAAUGUGUGUUGCUGUUACUGUGAAAAUAAACUCACAUCAGACAACUCUCAUAAAAUAAUCUAGUCAUAUAGAAUAUCAUUUCGUAAUUAUAAUGGUUUAUUUUUUCUCUUCUCUGUUGGUUAUUUUAUUUACCGUGCUAUGCUAUGUGUGAUCCUCUGUCCUUUCCUUAGCUGGCAAUCUGGGUUCCAAAAAUCUGUCACCAUUCCAAAGCGAUGCGUCUUCGUAUGGCGAGCAGAGAGCGGAGAGAGAUAUUUAGAGCGAGACAUAUUUAUUUCACCACUGCCGAAGAGAAUACCGCAGCUAUUAAUAAAUAAAUAACGACGUAGUAAAACUGUUUGACUGUAUGACAAGAUCUCCUCUGACUUCUUCUGCUAAAGACACGAAAUAGCCUGACUCAAGCAUGUAAUAUCGGUCUCAAAUCACGUUAAUGCGAGCUGCAUAAAUAAUGCGGGUGUGAGUAACAUAUACUGUAAACGAAGGGAGAAAUCAGGGAGGAUAGCGGAGGGCCAGUGGUAAGCGGCUCACCACUACGAGCCUGUCGUCUGUGCCAGACCAAAGGCGGGGAGAGCGGGCCGAGACAGCAACAUGUCGAACCGAAAACAUCGGGACAACCAAGAGAUAUGCGCCCGCAAGGUCCGGGAGUUGGCCCAGGCUGGAGUAAACAAACACUGCUUCGAGUGCAGUCAACCCGGGGUGACUUACAUCGAUAUCACCGUGGGCUGCUUCGUUUGCACGUCGUGCUCUGGAAUGCUGAGAGGACUCAACCCUCCCCACAGAGUCAAGUCUAUCUCCAUGACAACCUUCUCCCAACAGGAAGUGGAGUUUCUGCAAAACCAUGGCAAUGAGGUGGGGAGGAGGACCUGGCUGUGUGUCUUUGAGCCAAAGACAGAUGCAUGCUUCAACACAAGGGACUCACAGAAGCUCAAGGAGUUCCUCCAGGACAAAUACGAGAAGAAGAAAUGGCAUUUUUCGAAGAACAAGAGCCGGAGGGAGGUGGAGGGACCCUGGAGCCCGCCGGGGGUGCAGGCCUUACCCUCCUCUCACGGCCCUCCGCCCGCCCAGGCCCCAUCCCACGCCAUGCCCCCCUCCGCCAGACCCAUACGCACACUGUCCCAGUCCCAGCUCUCGUCCUGGGGGGACAGAGUCCCCACCAUCUCCCCUGCGGACAUGAGGGCUGAUGUGUUUACCGCCCGUGCUCCCUCACGCUCCCAGAGCUUUAGAGACCCCCCAAUGAAAGAGUCUCUACUGAGAGGUAUAGAGAGACAACGUCCAGGCUCUCUCUCUUCAACGAUGGGACCCCAGAGCCACGCCCCCUCCUUUCCUGCCCUCCCUCGACCCUCAGGUCGCACAGUGUCCUCCUCGGGGGGCUUAGCCCCCUUCAGGGCCUUCCCUAAGUCUCUGAGUGUGGAUUUUGGGGGGCUCAGCCAGCAGCAGAGUCACAGUGCCCUCAGCAUCACCCCCCCAGCCCCCGGCCCAAACACACACACAAACCACCAGGACCGCUACGCUGCCCUGUCCCAACUAAACAGUGUCUUCUCUGACACGUCGCCUGGACCUACAGCACCCCCCGGUGGACUACCCCAGUAUAGCACCCUAUUUGGGAACCGCCUGUCCUCCAGUUCCACUCCUGCCAGCUCUCCAGGCGUGGAUGCUGUGUCGGGAUCUCAAACAUUUGCAAGCUUCCCCAACCCGUUCAGCUCCAGUUCCAACUCUCAGCAGCAACAGCCUGCCCUGUCCCCCAGUAACCCAUUCAACAGGUCCACCUCAGGAGGUGACUCCAGUGGGUUCGUCAGCUCUCCAACCUCAGUGUUCCCUCCGUCCGCCACCUUCCCAACUCCGGCUACCCAGAAUGCAUUUCCACACAAGCAUGCCAACAACCAGGAAGCCAAUGGUUUUGCCUCUUUCCCGGCAUCGGACUCUCAACCCAAAGUUCCUCGUCCAAUGUCAGUGAACCCAUUCACUGGGAAUGUUUACCCGAGUAGAGGAACGUCGCGAAACCCUUUCAUCUGAUACCGGCGCCCCGGCUACCCCCCAACCACCCCUGGGCACAUGAAGACCAGUGAACUUUAGGAGCUGCUGCCAUUUCAAUGCCUCUAGAGUAUUUUCGCCUUCAGAGAGAGGGGAAGCAUUCAUGCAGGCUCCUCUCCCCUCUGUGUGUGUGUGUGUGUGGAGUCUCUGUACAGUAAUGUUGAUCCGUUGAAAUAACGUGUACGUGUGUGUGUGUGUGUGUGACCAUAUAUUAAAGGUGUUUGUAUGACAAUAGAAUCCACCUCAGGGCUCAGUGGGUGCCAUCAGACAAGACACACACACACACACUUCGCUGUUUCUCCCAUGUCCCGCUUUUGUGCAACAACAGUCCCAUUCUUAAAACAGUACGCCAAAUCAUCACAUUCGGCUUGCUUUUUUGGAGCCACCUCUGAAAACGGCCUUUAAAAACUAGCCAGUCCAGUCAGUCAGUGUAUAUCAAGUUACAAAAGGGAGAGAGAUCCCGCUUCAAGGCUAUGAAAGCUGAACAUGAUGACGAGCAAAAAAUUAUGACAAGCAAAGCAUUUUUUUUUCCUUUAGUGAUGGUUAUGGCAGCCUUAACAUAACAUCCUCCUAAUGCAUGUAGAUAGGAGGACAUUACAGACAAGCCUGUCUUUCCCCCCCAUGUGCUGUGUGUAUGUAUGUGGAGAACACGUUUGUAUCGUUUUAUGUCAGUUUUUGUCUUGAGUAAAUCAUUUGUGUUUCAGUCUCAGGCUGCAUGUGCUUGGAGGGCUUCAAAGAGGAGAUACUAUUGAAUGUAAAAAGCUAUUUUCACAACAAAACAGUUUUAUUUCUCCCUAUAAUGGACCAAAUAUUUGUUAUUUGGGGUGAAAAUAUGGAGAUGAAAUUGAUCUCUUGCAAACAAAAGAUAGAGUUCUAUUGAGAAAGUGUGUGUAAUGAUGUGUCCAUGUUCAUAAAUUCAAAUAUUUGUUGCGUCUUUAAA